This is a messenger RNA of Neltuma alba, 1573 nucleotides long. RefSeq lists its product as uncharacterized. NCBI's taxonomy places the organism in Eukaryota, Viridiplantae, Streptophyta, Magnoliopsida, Fabales, Fabaceae. The record is from RefSeq and is a predicted model, not a curated record. Gene Ontology annotation, biological process: signal transduction. The coding region runs from base 1 to 1272 and encodes 423 amino acids. The transcript has 6 exons.
AUGAGGAAGGACAAGAAAGGAAACUUGGAUUGCUAUGCACUGUCUUUGAAACUAGAACGUUUUUGCUUCUCAAAAUGCAAUUUAUCAGAUGACUCUCUUGCUCUUUGCCUCUCUCACUUCACUAAUAUGAUACAUUUAGAUCUAAGCUUCAGUAGUCGUGUUACAACCCUUCCAGCAUGCGUCAAGGAAUGUCACCAUUUGAAAUAUCUUUCACUGGAUCAUUGCAACCGACUUCAACAUAUUGAGGAGAUGCCACCAAACUUGGAAAAAUUCAGUGCCAUAUGCUGCAUGUCAUUGACAAAAACAUCUGAAAGCAGAGUAUUGUAUCAGGUACUCAACUUGCAACCUGGGAAAACAAACUUUAUCUUUCCUGGAGGUAAAUUCCCAGAAAAUGUUGAUAGUUAUAGUAGGGGAAGCUGUGUGUCCUUUUGGGUUCGUGAUGUGUUUCCAACAAUUUUUCUAUGGAUUCUUGUUAAACAAGAUCAGGAUUUUCUCUUCAAUUGUUCAUUCUUGGUGCACGUCAAUAAUGUCAAGCUAGACGUUUCUUCUGAGUGGCUUCUGUUAUCAACGAUGAAGAUGGGUCAUUUAUGUAUAUGCGAUCUGCAAAGUAUGAUUCCCAAGGCUGAACUGCCACAUGGAAAUAAAUGGAAUCAUGUGAAGGUUUCCAUCAAGAGCAAUGUCCAAGAAAUGAAAAAGGGAAGGGAUCAAUUUCACUUAGCCCUUCAUGUUUAUAAGCAACAAAAAAACUCAACAACCAUCCGAUUUAUGGAUCCUAGGACAACAUACAUUGAUAGUAACUCCUGGGAAAGAUUACAACAUCCACAACACCGGGAAGAACUUGAAGACAACAUGCCUUACCAAGACCUAGCUCCAGGUGUCGCCAAUCUCAAGGCCCAGGUUUCACAAAAUGAAGAUGUGAACGCAGAGCGAGCGGUAUUACCAUCCACAUGGAAUUAUGAUGUUCUUGCCACCAUUCUUGAGUGCUUUAGCAUAGAAUGCCGAUUCGUUUAUCCAAUUUUUUAUGGCGUGGAGCCAUUAGAGUUGCGAGAUCAAACAGGGAGUUACGGAAAAGUAUUUGCAAGGCUUGAGAAGAUAUACAAACACAACAAACAACUAGUGCAGAAAUGGAGGCUGGCUUUGUCUAAAGCAGCUAACCUGAGAAGCAUUACCAGUUUUCCAAUUUCUUGGACACCAAGGCAUGACCGUGUAUAUAUGUUCAAUUCUCCAGGGUCUUCUUCCUCUUAUCUGAGAAAGCAUCCCGAAAUGGUUUGAUUACCAUAGCAAGGGAAAUUCAGUGUGCUUCUGGGUCUAAAAACAGUUCCCUGCAAUUGUGGUGUGUGUUCUUUUUAGAGUUUCUGUCCAGCAAGAAAUUGGAACACACAAGAAUGGUGUAGAGAUCCAGUGUAUUGGAUUUCACGUAUGCAAGCAAGAAAAUGGCAUGGAGAAUAUUCGGUUCACGAAGCCUGAUUACCCCAAGCGAAAAUACCAUAACUUCUACAACUGCAAUAAUGACUUGGAGCAAGAUUUCAACUCCAGUGAGGAAUUAUUGGAAUAACUAACUUUAAUCAACUCU